AUGAGUGCAAGUGAAAAGCAAACUGCGAUGGAUCAUGAAGAACCAGUGGCGGUUGAAGCAGAAAAUCACUGUGCCAACGAUGAACCAGUUGAUAGCAUGAAAAAGUUUGAAAAGGCCAUGAAAAAGGCACAAAAAGCUCAAAAAAUGCUGCAAAAGGUCAUGGAGGAAUUGGGCCGAGAAAUGCAUAAACAGAAACAGUGUAAAAAUAAAAAUAAGAAAAUUGGUGAGAAACGUAGACAUCGCUCACGUUCACGUGACGAAAGAGCUGGCAGUAGUGAUUCAAGCAGUGAUACUAGCUCUAGCUCGAGUUCAAGCUCCAGUGAUAGUGAGGUUGAGUUUGUUUCAUGCCAUUAUGGUGGUAAAGGACAUGGUGGUGGUGGUCAUCAUUCCCACCACCAUCCACAUCCCCAUCAUCAUCGUCACGGUGACAUACAUAAGAAACAUCAUCAUGGUCAUGGUCAUGGUGGUGGCGGCAGACAUCAUCAUGGUCACCGAGAUCGUUCACAUUCCAGAGGACGUGAUCGUUGCCGUUCUCGUGGUCAUUCAAGAGGUCAUUCGCGUGGCCACUCCAGAGGUCGUUCUCGCGGCUAUUCAGCCACUCGUGAUGUUGGUUACCAACAAAUGCCAUCAAUUGGUGGCUAUCGUUGUGGUACCGCAAACUCAACUGGAACAAUUGAAGAUCGUUUGCCAUUAGCUUUAACACUUUAA
Messenger RNA from Calliphora vicina (urban bluebottle blowfly), 708 nucleotides. RefSeq names its product midnolin homolog. The transcript has a single exon. Lineage: Eukaryota; Metazoa; Arthropoda; Insecta; Diptera; Calliphoridae. The coding region runs from base 1 to 708 and encodes 235 amino acids. The record is from RefSeq and is a predicted model, not a curated record.